Molecule: messenger RNA, 619 nt
Organism: Cricetulus griseus (Chinese hamster)
Lineage: Eukaryota; Metazoa; Chordata; Mammalia; Rodentia; Cricetidae
Source: RefSeq, a predicted model, not a curated record
GAAAAUCUCAGCUUUUUGAAAUCUUUCCAUGCUUAGAGAGGUAUUCAGCUCUUUUUUCUUUUAAAUUCAGGCUCAAGAUAUUGAAACCCUAAAGAAGUUUCUUGUGAAUAAGAAGCCUCAUGUAGUUACUGUUGCAGGAGAGAACAGGGAUGCCCAGAUGUUGAUUGAGGAUGUGAAGCGCAUAGUACAUGAGUUGGACCAGGGCCAACAGCUUUCCUCUAUUGGGGUGGAGCUGGUUGACAACGAGUUGGCCAUUCUGUAUAUGAACAGCAAGAAAUCCGAGGCAGAAUUUCGGGAUUAUCCACCAGUUCUGAGACAAGCCGUCUCUCUAGCCCGGCGUAUCCAAGAUCCUCUGAUAGAAUUUGCCCAGGUGUGCAGCUCUGAUGAAGACAUCCUGUGUCUCAAGUUCCAUCCCUUGCAGGAGCACGUUGUGAAAGAGGAGCUGCUCAACGCCUUGUACUGUGAAUUCAUCAACCGGGUCAACGAGGUUGGGGUUGAUGUCAACCGUGCCAUCGCCCAUCCUUACAGCCAGGCCUUGAUCCAGUACGUCUGUGGCCUGGGACCUCGAAAAGGGACCCACUUGCUGAAGGUAGGUUUGGUUUGAUUAAAAAAUAAUCAU